This is a messenger RNA of Pieris rapae (cabbage white), 2649 nucleotides long. RefSeq names its product ubiquitin-conjugating enzyme E2-24 kDa (gene Ubc2). Gene Ontology annotation, biological process: protein polyubiquitination. The record is from RefSeq and is a predicted model, not a curated record. The transcript has 6 exons. Gene Ontology annotation, molecular function: ubiquitin conjugating enzyme activity. Bases 451 to 1014 code for a protein of 187 amino acids. Lineage: Eukaryota; Metazoa; Arthropoda; Insecta; Lepidoptera; Pieridae. Gene Ontology annotation, cellular component: nucleus.
GCGAUUUCACAAAUUAUGGUAACAUUGAUUCACCCACCGGUUUUUUAUAAACAUGUCGGAUAGUGGUUGUGCGUGAAUUUGUGAAAACAUUUUAGCUUUGUAGAUUUGAUUUAAACAUAAAUCUACGCUUUUAUUUUAUAGCUAGCAAUAUUUUGUUUGUGAGUGUAUUAAAAUACAAAUGGACGAAAUGUGGUAAUAGUGUGAACUUUUGAAGCUUCGAUUAUAUUUCAUAAAAAAGGAAUUAAAGCAACUUUGAAGCAGUUAAAGUGUGGAACAACUAACACGGAGUUUAUACAUUAACAUUGAAAGGGAACUUAUAAUUCGGGAUUUAAUCCUCUUUAACCUGUUUUGGGAUACAUUUAUUUGAAUUGGGUCAUUGGUGCGAAAAAAAUAUAGUAAAAUAUCGGAUAACGCCAGCCCACAAGAUGGCCGACUGUUAUUCGUAAGAUAAUGUCUGGUGCAUCUGGUUCAUCAGGAAGUGGUACAGGUCGUGGCAGAGGAAGUGCAGUGUCAGAGAAACCAGAAUCAAAGGAAAAUAAACCCAACCCAAAGAUGUCCAAGGCACUAGGUACAUCAGCAAAAAGGAUUCAAAAGGAACUGGCUGAAAUUACAUUAGAUCCUCCGCCAAAUUGCAGUGCGGGGCCAAAAGGUGACAACUUAUAUGAAUGGGUAUCUACUAUCCUGGGACCACCUGGAUCAGUAUAUGAGGGUGGAGUGUUCUUCCUGGAUAUUCAUUUCUCACCGGAAUAUCCCUUCAAACCACCUAAGGUGACAUUCCGAACAAGGAUAUACCACUGUAAUAUAAACAGCCAGGGUGUGAUAUGUCUGGAUAUCCUGAAAGACAAUUGGUCUCCAGCCCUCACCAUAUCUAAAGUACUGCUCUCCAUUUGUUCAUUACUCACUGAUUGUAAUCCAGCGGACCCACUGGUAGGCAGCAUCGCUACACAAUAUCUGCAGAAUAGAGAGGAACAUGAUCGCAUUGCCCGCCUCUGGACCAAACGUUAUGCAACAUGAUUCCUCUGCCCCCUCUACAAAAAGCUAAUUCAACUGAACAAUGUCAUACUCAAUAUUUUCAGUCCAUCCCCAAUGCAAACAUUAGUGUCUCGAUAGAUUUGUUCUCAUUAUUAUCAAUUGUGUCAUAAUUUAAUUUUUUUACAUGUUUUAUGUUGAACACAUGUGUCGAGACAAUAAUUUGGCUUAUUUAGUUGCAAUUGAUGUAAAAAUGCUUGGGAAAUGUCCAUUUGUAUAACAUAAGUGAUUAACUGUUUGUGUUUAAAUUAAUUUUUGCCGCAAUAGUGAUGAUCUCAACCUCUUGGUUCGACAAUCCUGAUGUUGAAGCUAUUUCCAUGAAACUGAUUACAAAAGAAGGUAUGGUGUAAGUGUUUCAAAUUUUGACAAUUGUUAGUGGAACAAUUAUUAGUCUCGUACAAAUUUGGGUCAAAAGACAUUUCUGUUUCUUCUACUAAAAGUUUUGGGAGUAACGCUAUCAUACUAUUCAAGGUAGGUACAUAAGUAGCAAAAAAAAUUUACUGUAAAAUCAUACUGAAGCUCAUAAUUGUGACUAAUUGUAUUUUAUCCUAUAUAACAUUAAGGGUUUAAUUUCUUGUGAUUAGUAUUAUAUGUAUGUGAUUAUAAAUGGUAGUUUUAAAAGUCAAUGUCCAAGAAUUCAGCUUCCGAAAUAUAGUUUUUAUGCUUUGAAUGCACAAUUUUAAUUUAAUGGGGAUGAGCCAUAAAAUGAAUAUUUUCAGUGCUUUCAAAGAAUGUAAAAAUAAUAAAGACAGCUGACUUACAUUAGAAAUUUUUUGAUAAAUUUUACAUUUCAAUGCAAUAAUGCAUUUAAUGUAGCUUCAUUUGAUUUAUUAAGGCCUUUAUCUUUUGGGUAGACUUAAAGUACAAUAAAUCUACUGUAUUGCCAAGUGAAAGCACUAUUUGUUCUUACCUUUCCUAGAGUAAUUCUGUCCAGUCUUUUUAAAUUUGGCUCAAAGUCUAGUCUAUACCUGGAUCACUCAUUAGGUAAUGAUAUAAACAUAAGAUUUUUUGUAGAAAACAUUUUUUCAAAUCUGAAAAUAGUUCAAUUAUUUUUGCAUCAAACAUUCUUGAAUCACAUUUAUUUAUAUUAACCUUUGAGUUAAUUUUUAUUUUUGUAUAAAACAAAUUGUUGUCAAAAUAAACAUAUCAGGAUUGUCUGUUUGUGCCAAAUUCGCGCACGCUUGAUCACUUUGAAUAUUCCGUUUAGAAUGUAAACAGUUGUAGACGUAAGUUAUUUUAUUGUUUAGGUAAUGUAUAAUGUCUUAACCCUAGUUUAAAUAGUAACCUAGUGUUAGUGUGUCGCGAACGUGAUACUGUGUUUGGUCAUCGAAGGUAGAAACUGGUGCUGUGAGUAUCAAAAUGGCGACAUACGAGGUGACAAACGCCGCGCGUCUGGCCUCACCCGGUCGGAUGAGCAAAUGGCGCUUUACCGUGUUUGACUGGACUGUUGUCAAUGUGAUUUUAUUUUUACUGUGACGUAAUGUGUUGCUUGCAAAACAGCUAUCGACGCGACUGAUGUUCCUUGAAACUCGAUGUUCAUAAACUUAUAAUCAUCUUUUGUUAAAAUUUAUAUCAUGGUAUAAAAUAGGAAAAUAAAAUGUGUGUAACUAGAACACUUAA